AUGUCAACAAAUAAAAUCAUAGCACCUCAAAUAGAGGAAUUUGGCCUGCGCUCAUAUGAUACAACACCACUGUCUGGUCUCGGAUACAUAGAAGUAAAAAUUGAAGAAAAAAAAAUUCAAGCGCAACACAUUUUAUUUGUAGUACAAAACGGAAGUAAUCUUGGAAUAGGAAGAAAUUGGUUAAUUGUAUUUGGGAUGUGGCCUUUAAAUUUCGCGAAAUCUGAUAACUCAAAAAUCAAUGCGAUUAACAAAAACGACGAAAUGGAAGUAGAGAAAGUUUGUGAAGAAUAUUAUAAUGUAUUCGAGCCAGGCAUAAGCAAGUUCACCAAAGGAGAAUUAACUCUUAAAUUAAAAGUUGAUACCAAACUGGUUUUCCGUCAAACUAGGCAUCCAGCUAUAGCCUUACGUCCAAGAAUAGAAUUUGAAAUAGAGAGAUUGAAGAGUUUACAAAUAUUAUCUCCAAUCGAAUAUAGUGAGUGA
Belonocnema kinseyi is the source of this 480-nucleotide messenger RNA. RefSeq lists its product as uncharacterized. The record is from RefSeq and is a predicted model, not a curated record. The coding region runs from base 1 to 480 and encodes 159 amino acids. NCBI's taxonomy places the organism in Eukaryota, Metazoa, Arthropoda, Insecta, Hymenoptera, Cynipidae. The transcript has a single exon.